This is a messenger RNA of Anisakis simplex (herring worm), 1305 nucleotides long. The record is from the annotation of a GenBank genome assembly. Lineage: Eukaryota; Metazoa; Nematoda; Chromadorea; Rhabditida; Anisakidae.
AUGAAACGGCACGGUGGUGAAGACGGAUACAUAUAUGGAUAUGGAGGUGGUUAUUCGACUGGCAAAAGACAACGCGCCGAUGGUUACCAAGAGGCUUUGGCUGCUGGCAAAUAUGAAUUGCGUUUAUUGGUGCCGAGUCGUGGGGCUGGGGCUGUGAUUGGCAAGGGGGGUGAGAGCAUUAAACGGCUCAGAUCCGAGUGCGACGCGACCCUGACAAUCCCCGAUAGCCAGACGCCCGAACGAAUUGUAACUAUUGUUGCGGAAAUUGAUAAUGUCAUUCGAUGUGUCAAUGAAAUCAUUCCGAGAUUGGAUGAGUGUUUGAAGACAAGAGAGUCGAAUAAUGAGGAUGGUGAUAGUCAUCAUGGCGAGAGUGAGUUACGUGUCUUAGUACAUCAGUCUCAUGCUGGUGCAGUGAUCGGUCGAGGAGGAUAUCGCAUCAAGGAACUACGUGAAGAAACAAAUACUCAAUUGAAGGUUUAUUCGCAGUGUUGUCCACAGUCAACUGAACGAGUCAUUCAAAUUAUUGGUGCACCUGAAAAAAUAAUCGCUUGUGUUAUUCUUAUUAUCAACAUGUUGAAAGAGAUUCCGAUCAAAGGACCAUCACGCCCCUACGAAUCCAUGUUCUACGAUCCAACAUACACCCACGAAUACGGUGGAUACGUGCCAGAUCGUAACUAUAGAGGGGGUGUGGUGCCUCCUCGAGGAGGUGCUUUCUUACCGGGGGCCGGGGGUAUGCCUCCCCAACGAGGACGAGGCGGGGGUGGCGCUGGUUACGGCGGAUAUGGCGCCGCGAGAGGUGGUGCUGUUGGUAUGGCUGCUGGCAUCGCUCCAUAUCCACCUUCACCUUUCGGUGGACCGAUGCAAACUACACAGGUAACGAUACCGAACGAAUUGGGUGGCACGAUAAUUGGAAAGGGAGGUGAGCGCAUCAACCGCAUUCGAGAGGAAUCGGGUGCACACAUCGUGGUCGAGCCACAGCAACCAAACACCGAACGCAUCAUCACCAUAUCAGGCACUCAUGCUCAGAUACAAACUGCACAGUACUUACUACAGCAGUGGUUUGUUAUUUCUUUACUUGUUGUUUUUUUGAUUGUUACUCUCAUCGGUUACUUUCAGUGUUCGUACGUCGAUCGCGGGCAGAAAGUAUUUGAGCGAGCAUUGAUUAUUGGAUGGAAUAUCAUCUCAUUUGUAUCUCACUUUAUUUUUAUGAAUGCUGUUAUGAAUAUUGAUUUGAUGAUGGUGUUCUUUUUGUGUUGUCAAGUAUAUUUUCAUUACAUUUAUUGUCAGUUGAGUUGUCUGCAUUGA